This is a messenger RNA of Cetraspora pellucida, 1434 nucleotides long. Lineage: Eukaryota; Fungi; Glomeromycota; Glomeromycetes; Diversisporales; Gigasporaceae. The record is from the annotation of a GenBank genome assembly.
AUGUAUUAUUACUUUGUUGUAAUUGUAACAUUUGUUAGUUGCGUUUUGUACAAAUGUUAUAUUUAUCCUUUUUAUUUGUCUCCAUUACGUAAAAUUCCUGGGCCACCUUUUGAGAACUUGUUUAUUGGGAAUUAUGCAUCAUUUUUAAAAAAAGAGCCAGCUAAAGCUUUUAUUCAAUUAAAAAAACAAUAUGGAGGGAUCGUUCGAUAUCAUUCCUUAUUGAACCGACCCCAUAUCAUGAUUUCCGAUCCAAAACUUGUACAACAAGUUCUGGUUAACCGUUCAUACGACUUCUCAAAGUACUUUAACAGAGCUGUGAUCAGGGAGUUUUUCGGAAAUGGAAUUUUGAUUGCUGAAGGAGAUUCUCAUAAACGACAAAGAAAAUUGAUGACUCCUUCAUUCUCUUUUACCAAUAUCAAGGAAAUGUUUCCAACAUUUGUUCAAGCUAGCAAUAAAUUGAAAGAUAUUUGGAUGAAACAAAUUGGUGAUAAGAAAGAGGAAAGAAUUACAAUUACGGAUCUAAUUCCAAAGAUAACUUUAGAUGUUAUUGGUCUUGUUGCACAAGCAUAUAAAACAGUCUUUACUCGCAAUCCAUCACCUGCAUACAUGGCCCUUGUUGAAAUCUUACCGAUCGUCAGAAAAUUGCCAAUCCCUUCUAAUAAUGACCGUUAUAAGUCUGCUAAAAUCGUCAAUGAAGUUUCUGAAAGAUUAAUCGCCGAACAAAAAAAUAAUCCUGUUCAAGGAAAAGAUUUAUUGGCUUUAUUGGUAAAAUCAAACGAAAAAUUACCUGUUGAUGAACAAUUAACACAUGAUGAAUUGAUUGGUCAAGUUAUGACAUUGUUAAUAGGUGGACAUGAAACCACUAGUACAGCACUAUCUUGGGCAUUUUAUUUUCUCGCCAAAUAUCCUGAUGUUCAAGAUCGUCUUCGUACAGAAUUGUUUGAUGUAUUUACUGAUCGUGAUCAUCAACCAGCUCUAGAUGAAAUUGAUCAAUUGAAAUAUUUAGAAUGUAUUUUAAAGGAAACUUUAAGAAUCGUUCCACCUGUUCCAUCACUCCGUCGUUGUACUAUAAAGGAUGAAAUAAUGGAUGGAUACGUUAUUCCAAAGGGAACUCCAUUAGUGAUUCCUGUUUAUGCGAUCCAUCAUGAUCCCUUAAUUUGGGGUGAAGAUGCUGAAAGUUUUAAUCCAUCUCGGUGGCUUGACCCAGAAAUAAAAUCAAAAAUAUCAACCAGUACAUAUUUACCUUUUAGUGCUGGUCCGAAAAAUUGUAUAGGAAUGAAAAUUGCUCAACUUGAAUUUAAAUCUAUUUUAUCUAUACUUGUUAGAAAUUUUAAGUUUAAAAUAGUUGAAGGAUUUACCUUUAAAAUGAAACCUGUAGGUUUCCCUAAACCUAUUCCUGGAAUUGAUUUAUUGGUUUCAAAAGUUGAAGAUUAA